This is a messenger RNA of Porites lobata, 2336 nucleotides long. Lineage: Eukaryota; Metazoa; Cnidaria; Anthozoa; Scleractinia; Poritidae. The record is from the annotation of a GenBank genome assembly.
GUUACAGCUACAAAAAAGUACCAGUCAAGUUCAGACUGCAUGAGAAAGAUGGAUAAAAUGGUUCUCUGUCUUCUGUUUCUCUGUGCAAAUCUUUUCGCGUUUAAUGCUGCCAAUCCCGGAUAUGAAGAUACAGAUGACGAUAAUGGUGGACACUCUACCGAGUUCAGACCCAUGGGGUAUGAAUGGAACAUCGCAGAACUCGAAUACGGCCAUGAUAUGCUCAAUAAAAUUUACUCGCUCAGCAAAAAACGGUCUGCCUUCCCGAUUGGUAUCAGGGCCAUCGGUAAAAAAGGAGAGAAAGUUGAAUUUGAUGCUGAAUUUUACAAGUUCUACAAAGCUUUACCUGAAGUUCUGAAAACCUUGCAAGCACGCCUUGGAAGCGUUUUGAAAGACAACGGUAUUAUUGGAGUUGUGACAGGAAGGAUCAAGAGUUUGUCAUCACUGUCGGCGAAGAUGGAAAAAGACGGAAUAACGGACUAUCGCAAAAUAACGGACAUUGUAGGCGCCCGAGUUACUUUUCAAACCAUUGAUGAUAUUGUAAAGUUCAAGAAUGCAUAUGUUGAAGCGUUCAACGACACUGUGAACGAGAUCCGAUGCUAUGGUGUUUGUGGGCCAGCGAUUGGCAGCGUCGAUCAACGCGAAAAAAUUUACUGGCCCUGGAAAAGUUCCGGCUAUCGUCGUCUUCAUUUCAAGGUGUUUUGCUUUGUAUUUUAAGGUGACAGCCUGGUUAAAAGCUUGUUUUCAGUUUAUUCCUGCCCUUUUUCUUAAUUGUCUUGCCAAGAUUUCAUUCAAUCAAAAAUGACUCCAUCAAGUCGGAGUCCUUGGUCCAAUAUGUAUACAAAGUAGGGGCGAUGUUGAAACUUUUAAAAAUUGGAAAAUAUUGGAUUUGGGGUUGUUAAAGAUUAAAAUAAAAAAAGUGAAUGAUUAGUUGCCAAAUACCAGAUCUAGUCCACCACCACAACAAGAUGCAUCUUAUCCCAUCAGCGGACUAACUGAAUUAUGUGUGCACCUUUCCUGCCAUAAUUAUUUCCUUCCCAAAUUAACAUCAUCACCAGGAUGCCGCCUUGAUGUAUCCUUUACUUAGAAAAUAAGGAUCUUCUUGCAAUUCUUAUUAAUAUAUAUUUUUUCUUCUCGCUUGUCUCUCUGACCGAGGAGAAAUGGUGACUGGUAAGAGGUGGCACUAUACCUAGUAACAAUACCAUAGGUGUAUGCAAAUCAAUGUGUGGGCUUGAGCGGAAAUCUUGCCCCCUUCGUCACUAAAAGCCUGCACACCAUGAGUUAUUCAAAAUUUGGAUAACUUAUCCACUGAAUAGUGAUUUAUACGGUGGAUAGCGCUGUCCAACUUUGCAACAAUUUGGGCCAGCUCCCUUAGCGUAAAUCUUUUUCAUAAACUGAAUCUCAGGCUGCUCAAUUGAACUCCCAAGCCGCAAAGCGGCCUGGAAAUGUCUGAAUUUGUUUUAUAAUUAAUAUGUUGUCACUUUCAAAGGUAGCACUCCCAGAGGUUGAUACAGCAGGAGAGGUUCAAAUGGGAACACCAUACAUGACGCUCUGGGCAGACUGGGGACAUGACGUGGUUUACAAAGGGCCUGCACGCUUUACACAGAACGAGAAUGUCAAGAAGUAUGCUCAGAGGUUGGCCAAAUACUACAUGAUGCUUGAUGAUAUACGAAAUGAAAUGCUUCCAUCGUGUCCCAAAAUUUUGCAGGAAAGUUUGAAAGAGUCCGAUUCUUCUCUUAAUGAGUGCUUGUUCUGGAAUGACCUUCGCACAAAUAUGUAGUAAAAACUGUAAUUUUCUGGUGUUGGCUCUUGGUGUUACUAAUAUGAAAAGUACAAUUUAGCUAACAUACAAGUAACUCGCUGAGUAAAAUAAAUUGUCUGCAACAAUGAUUGGAUAGAAGUGGAUUUAGUUUUGUAAGUGAUAACCCCUGGAUCGUCAGUAGGCAGGGCGGUACAACCACAUGGUGAAAAAUGGCUUUCUUACCGAGAGAAAAAUUCAGGGCAGGUUCAUGUCUAAAGGUCUAAUUAUGGAGAGCGAUCGAUUUGCAAAUUUACCGUAAAUGAAUAGAAGCGUUCAGUUGCGGCAUGCCAUUCAUCGCGUGUGUUGCAAUACGCUAUUGCAUAUUGAAUUAGCCGACGAUUGUUUAGAUCGUUAUUCCCAAUACGGACCAUUCUUUGUUCACAUUCAGUUAGCUGUAGAUCACGCUUAAAAUUAUUAUUCAUUGUGCAGUGUAACUUUGUAGUGAAAACCGUUAGGACGCUGAAUAAACUUCGCUCGUCAAAAGUUGUCUUGUCAGGAUAUUUCUUCAUGCUGGAAGCAGAAAGUACAUGAGGAAACA